GUGAGAAACGGACUUUAGCAGUGUGUUUAGCAGAGACUGCAGCCAGGGAUGAAUUUUUUUUCUAAAAAAAAGUUCACUCUCAGAAGAUUGACAAUAUUUAAAUAUUUAUCUCAUUCAAUACAAACAAAUAAACAAUUAUCAAUUGACACUAAACAAAAAUCAACUACAAUGUCAUUCAUAGAAGAAAAAGAAAAAUACUUACGAAUGGAUAUUAAUGAAAAACGUAAAAAUUAUUCAACAAAAAAUAUUUUAUCAGUUAAUGAUAUUCCAACAUGGCCAGAGUAUUGGCAAACAAAUAAAGAUAAUAUUGAUAAAUAUAAAAAGUCUGAAAAUGAUAAAUUUGAUAUGAGCAGUUUGGCAAAUAAAAUAUCAAUUUGGGAAGGUGACAUAACAACAUUGGAGAUUGAUGCAAUUGUCAAUGCCGCAAAUGAGAGUCUCCUUGGCGGUGGUGGAGUUGAUGGAGCCAUUCAUCGAGCUGCUGGACCAUAUUUGCGAAAAGAAUGUGCUACAUUGAAAGGUUGUCAAGUUGGUGAAGCAAAAAUAACUGGAGGCUAUAAAUUACCAGCAAAAUAUAUUAUUCACACUGUUGGACCCCGUGGUGAAAAACCAGAUAAAUUACGAGAUUGUUAUAUAAACAGUCUUGAAUUAGCUGAAAAUAAUGAAAUAAAAACAAUUGCUUUUCCUUGUAUAUCAACUGGAGUUUAUGGCUAUCCACAACAGGCUGCUGCUGAGGUGGCCUUGAGACAUGUCUUGCUUCAUCUGGAGCAUCAUCCAAAGAUAAGUCGUGUUAUAUUUUGUUUAUUCUUAUCAACUGAUAAAGAAAUUUACGAAAAAUUACUCCAAAAAUAUUGUCCUCAAAAAUAAUUCAAGCUGGCACAUUGAAUCAUGAUAACUUGUACUGUUUUUCUUUUUUAUAAAUAAUAAAGCAUAAUAAAAUUAA
This is a messenger RNA of Aphidius gifuensis, 940 nucleotides long. Its product is annotated as macro domain-containing protein RSc0334-like. The record is from RefSeq and is a predicted model, not a curated record. Gene Ontology annotation, molecular function: ADP-ribosylglutamate-[protein] hydrolase activity. The transcript is spliced from 5 exons. Gene Ontology annotation, biological process: DNA damage response; purine nucleoside metabolic process; peptidyl-glutamate ADP-deribosylation. Bases 49 to 864 code for a protein of 271 amino acids. Lineage: Eukaryota; Metazoa; Arthropoda; Insecta; Hymenoptera; Braconidae. Gene Ontology annotation, cellular component: nucleoplasm.